UUUAUAUAUAUAUAUAGCUGUGAGAUCUUAAAUCAUAUAGAUAGAACUACAUCAAAAUAUAUAUAAAGAAAACAAGCUUAUCCAUGGCAUCGUUCAAGUCUUUGGCAGCCGUUCUCAGUGUUCUUUUUCUAGCCAUGACUGCUAUAGAACCGGUGGUUCAAGCCCAAGAGUGUGGCAACGAUCUAGCAAAUGUGCAGGUGUGUGCCGCCAUGGUGCUGCCCGGUUCAGGCAGACCGAAUUCAGAGUGUUGCGCCGCACUUCAAUCUACUAAUAGAGAUUGUCUAUGCAACGCUCUCCGUGCAGCCACCUCUCUUCCUUCGCUUUGUAACCUUCCUCCUGUGGAUUGCGGUAUAAAUGCUUAGUUAAGCACUUGAGCUAAGUCAAGUCCGAGAUGAUCAAGGAAAACGGGAAAAAUAAAGAAUAAUGGGAACUAUUCUAGUUUUAUGUUUUUUUUUCUCACUUCUGCCUCUUUUAUUAUAAUAAAGUUCUGGUAGCUUUGCUUAGAAAUUUAGAUACUACUAGUGUAAUAAAAAGCUUUGCUAAUUAUGAGAAUAAAACCUUCCCUGUCUGAUAAUCA
Arabidopsis lyrata subsp. lyrata is the source of this 577-nucleotide messenger RNA. Its product is annotated as tapetum-specific protein A9. The record is from RefSeq and is a predicted model, not a curated record. The transcript has 2 exons. Bases 84 to 362 code for a protein of 92 amino acids. NCBI's taxonomy places the organism in Eukaryota, Viridiplantae, Streptophyta, Magnoliopsida, Brassicales, Brassicaceae.